AUGGGCGAAGAAUCCAGCUCAGAGGUGGACAAUGAAUCGUUGGCCACCAGCACUCCGGCUUGUACGCCAGCCCCCCCGCUAAGCAUUAAGUUGUUCGUCUCAAGAGUUCCAAAGAGCUAUACAGAUACAGAUCUAAUCCCUCAUUUUGUCCCCUUUGGCAAAGUCGAGGAGGUCACUAUUAUUAAGGAUAAAACGACCAACGCUCAUAAAUUGUGUGCGUUUGUUAAGAUGGGUUCAAUUGCGGACGCAGACUCUGCUGUACGUGCUUUGCAUAACAUAAAAGUUUUGGAUGCCUCUUUAGGCGCACUUCAAGUUAAAUAUGCAGUGGGAGAGGUGGCUAGAUUGGGAUUGUCAAAUGCAAACAGCGAACCCGGGGUGGAUCAGGUCAAACUCUUUAUAGGAUCGGUGCCUAAAACGAUUACGGAGGAGCAAAUUAAGAAGGUUUUUGGUGAAUAUGGGCAAGUGGAAGAGGUUUUCAUAAUGAAAGACUUAUCGACUGGGUUAAGUAAGGGGUGUGCCUUUGUGAAAAUGUCGUAUAAGGAGCAGGGAUUGUAUGCUAUUAAGAUGGCGGAUGGUAAACUAACUAUCGACAAUUCCAAACCCUUAGAAGUGAGAUUUGCUGAGGCAAAGGGGAAGCAGCAAAAUGCCAUACCUGGAGUUCCUAUACCUAAUAUUGGUGUCGGCGCCAUGGCUCGGCCAUUUCAACCUGGUGUACCUAGACAAAUAGGAGUAUGGCGAGAAUAUAUAUCGCCUGAUGGUCGCCCAUACUACUUCAGUGAACAGACGGGACUAACUCAAUGGGAAGUGCCUCCUGAAUUUCAAAUGGGGCCCAUUAGUACUGUGAAUGCAAUGGGAAUGCACAUGAUGCCACCUUCUACACCAUUUGACCAAACGGUAAUGCAUAUGAACAAUAUAACCAAUGCAUUAUACAACAAACAGCCCAAUGCUACCCCUUGUGGUUCCAAUGGCGUUGGUCAAUUUGGCCCCCCUGGUGCCAACCUUUUCAUAUUCCACAUCCCCUAUGAUUGGUACUAUGCCGAUCUUGUCAAAACUUUCAGUCAAUUUGGCACGAUUGUAAGUGCGCGUAUAGCCACUGACAAGGGCACUGGUCGCAACAGAGGGUUUGCAUUUGUCUCUUAUUCAACAGUGGAAAGUGCAGUAAAGGCUAUCACCUGCAUGAAUGGGUUCAUCAUUGCCAAUAAGAAACUCAAGGUUACGGUUAAGAAGGGUGAGGAACAGUAUAUAUCACACUUGCUGCCAAGUGUGACUGCCAAUGUGACUCCCUAUGCCCAAAUGUAA
Molecule: messenger RNA, 1299 nt
Organism: Babesia microti strain RI
Lineage: Eukaryota; Apicomplexa; Aconoidasida; Piroplasmida; Babesiidae
Product: cleavage stimulation factor subunit 2
Exons: 2
Coding region: 1-1299 (432 amino acids)
Cellular component (GO): ribonucleoprotein complex
Molecular function (GO): protein binding; RNA binding
Source: RefSeq, a predicted model, not a curated record